Molecule: messenger RNA, 3504 nt
Organism: Trichogramma pretiosum
Lineage: Eukaryota; Metazoa; Arthropoda; Insecta; Hymenoptera; Trichogrammatidae
Gene: Cds
Product: phosphatidate cytidylyltransferase, photoreceptor-specific
Exons: 9
Coding region: 611-1954 (447 amino acids)
Cellular component (GO): endoplasmic reticulum membrane
Molecular function (GO): phosphatidate cytidylyltransferase activity
Source: RefSeq, a predicted model, not a curated record
UGACUCCGUGAGCAUGCAAGAACCGUCUGCUGCUGCUGCGUGAUAUAUAUAGUGCGAAUAUAUAUGUGUGUGUGCUAUAUACACGCGAAUGUAGGCGAGCUGACUGAUUCCCGCAGUCGCCGCGAGUUCAGUGGUUGAUGCUACUUUGCUCGCAGUGUGUCCUACUACCCGUCUUCUGCACCAUCGACUGCAUCCUAUAUACCUAUCGUGUUCACAUACACAUAAGGCAGUGGGCAUAUCUUACGCAUAUAGAUAGUAGACUCUACCCGUCAGUAUAAGACGCUCCUUUCGCGGCACUCGCAUUAAGACCAUGUCAGCUCUGCCGCGAAACGUCAGUAUCUUGCCUCCCCGUGGUAAUUGAAAAACACCCAUACAUGUAAUUUCAUAUCGAGUGCAAACCGUGCUGUUGUUUUCCUCCGUGUGUGCGUGUGUGUGUGAUUGUACUUGCUCACUGUGUCUGUGUCUCUUUCUUCCUCUCGCGCUCGUUCCUGUGUUGCCAGCGUGAUAAUACGCGAGAGAGAGAGAGAGAGAGAAAGAGAGAGAGAGAAAAAAAUAGAAGAGCCGCGAGAUUUAUUUCUGUUGAACGACUCGGAACAGCUUCAGGAGGAGAAUGGCCGAAUUGAGAAAAAGAAACGUGCCCGAGGCGGCUGCAACUACUGCGGCAGCUACCAAGGACGAAGAUCAGAAAGAAGAUGUUGAGUCUGAAGAUGACGCCAAACUUGAUGUUGAUGAGCUUGCAAAAACUCUACCACAAGGAACAGAUCAUACCCCGGAGCUACUUGGUUCAGCUCUUUCUGGCUUACCCGACCGCUGGAAAAAUUGGGUUAUUCGAGGUAUUUUCACCUUCUUGAUGAUAGGAACUUUUUGUUUGAUCAUUUAUGGAGGACCCCUGGCGCUGAUGGCUACGGUAUUAAUUGUACAAGUAAAAUGUUUUGAAGAAAUUAUCAAUAUUGGAUAUGCAGUCUACAGAAUUCAUGGUCUACCAUGGUUUCGUUCAUUAUCUUGGUACUUCCUGAUCACUUCUAACUACUUUUUCUAUGGAGAAAAUCUAAUGGAUUAUUUUGCUGUAGUUAUAAAUAGAAUGGAGUAUUUACGAUUCCUUGUGACUUAUCACAGAUUUGUAUCAUUCUGUUUAUAUAUUAUUGGAUUUGUUUGGUUUGUCCUAUCUCUGGUCAAAAAAUAUUACAUGAAGCAAUUUUCUCUAUUUGCAUGGACUCAUGUUGCCCUUUUAAUAGUUGUCACACAGAGUUAUUUGAUAAUUCAAAAUAUUUUUGAAGGUUUAAUAUGGUUUAUUGUGCCUGUGAGCAUGAUAGUUAUCAAUGAUGUUAUGGCUUAUGUUUUUGGAUUCUUUUUUGGCAGGACACCUCUGAUAAAAUUAUCUCCCAAAAAAACUUGGGAAGGAUUUAUAGGUGGUGGAUUUUCAACUGUUGGACUUGGUUUAUUGAUGUCAUAUGCUAUGUGUCAGUAUCGGUACUUUGUUUGUCCAAUUGAAUAUAAUGAGGCUCUAGGAAGGAUGUCAAUGGACUGUGAACCAUCUUAUUUAUUCAAGCCCCAAGAAUAUACUUUACCAACAUUUUUGCAAUUCAUGCCUUCCAUAUUUAAAUGGAAGAAUACUAUAACAAUGUAUCCAUUCAUGUUACAUUCCUUAUCAAUGUCGAUAUUUAGUUCAGUUAUUGGACCAUUCGGUGGUUUCUUUGCGAGUGGUUUUAAGAGGGCAUUCAAAAUCAAAGAUUUUGGUGACGUCAUUCCAGGUCAUGGUGGUAUAAUGGAUAGAUUUGAUUGUCAAUAUUUAAUGGCAACUUUUGUUAAUGUCUACAUUACUUCUUUCAUUCACACAGCUUCUCCACAAAAGUUAUUGCAACAGGUUUUCAAUUUAAAACCUGAGCAACAAUUACAAUUAUUCCAAACAUUGCAAGAUUCCUUACAAAAUAGAGGACUUUUAAAUGCUUCCUAAACUAUUUAAAAUAGUUUUAAAUGUCAAGAUUUUGCAAUCAUGAUCAUUGAAAAAUGUAAUGAUCAAUUGAACAUCAACAACUGUUCUUUUUUUUGUGUAAAAUCUUCUACGAUCAAGUCUUGUAAAUUUUUAAUAUUACUUUGUAACUAAUAAGCGCAUAAAUUCAACAUUAUUUAUAUUGAUCAUUCUAUAUAUUUUAUAACUUGAAUUUUUGUAGUUAAUUCAGCUAAUCUACCCAUGAAUCUGUAGAUUUUAUUGAAUUAAUUGCGCCGUAAAAAUUCAAGCGAGUCAGAAGUUAUUGUUUCGUUUAAUUUGUUGUUAUUUUUCUAAGAAGUAGAUUUAAAAAGUCAUUAGAUUUCAGAUUUAUUUUUGCAUUUAACUUUUUUUAAAAACAUGCAAUAUUUUCGUCUGAUUAGGUUUUAGUGCAUAUCAUGCCAGAAAAUUUUAGUUUUGUUAAAAAUUAUUCACCGUUUUAAGUUAGGUUUUCAUCUUUAUGUACGUAAUUUUGUGAAGUAAAAUCAAUAUGUAUUAGUGUCGAUAGAUUGAAGUUUAUAGAUCUCUGUACUUCAAUGUACUAAAUAUUUAUUUCUUUGCAUUUAUCAACUGACAUGUAUAAAAACAAAUCUGUCAAACCAGUGGCAAUUAAAAAAUUGUAAGCGAUAGAAUUUUAUGUCUAUAUGUGAGUCCUGUAGAAAUCUCGUUUUAAGAUUAAUCGCGCGAUAUAAUGCUUUUAAAAAAUGGUAAAAAAUAUUUUUAUCGUUAAUAUAAACGAUUAAUAUAUAUUUUUUAUUUCAUGAAAGUUUUCCCAAACUAUUACUAAUUAUAACCGUAAAUAUAAUAGACAAACAGGAAAAUAAUCAUGACAAAAAUCGUAUACAAAAGAUAACUAAAAAAAUAAUAAUAUGCUGAUAGAAAAAAUACCAAAAUUUAUGGUUCUGUAAAAUAUUGAACUUUUAAACUCGGUAAAAAAAGAACAAUCUCAAACCAAACAAAUACACACAGUGAUAAUAAACAAAAUAUAUUCAUAUAGAUUGCAAGGUAUGUAAUAUGUGUGAAAAAUGUCUUCUUUAUUAAUGAAAAAAUUUAAGGUGUCAAGCUAGUAAUUCAGUGUGCUUACACUUAGAAAGCUCUUUCUACUUGUAUGAAUAUUUUGUUAUGUUUUAUGUUUAUAAAAAUGUAUAUGAAUACACAUUAUGUGAACAAAUGAACACGGAUUAAAUGAAUGUUUUACCAUUGUUAAUUGGUUUACGUUUACGACGUUUGAAUAUAUGCGUGCGUUAUGUAGAAAAUAAUAAGUUACAAUUAUUUAAAAGAAUGGAUGGAAAUUGAGAGUAUGAGUUGAUAUUGAAUGAAAUAUUGCGAUCAGAUUAUGUUACAUACAGAAUAAAAAGUUUAUGAAUUAUCAGAUUGUUGUGAACAUCUGUAUAUUUUGAUGUGAUGGUAUAUUCAGUUAUCAGUUAUAUAAAAAUAAAUCAUAAAUUCUAUAUUAUAUCGAUUUAUUUAUAUGUGUAGUGACAAAAACAAUUUGGAAUAAAGACCCGCAAAUCGAA